CCAGCUUCUGCCUCGCCGGAAUGUCGUACCUGACGCCAGCCAAGAUCUCACUGCUCGCGGUGAUCGAUGUCUACGUGUCGGGGGUGGUUCCUGACGAGGCGGCGGUCCCGUUGUUGAGCUUUGUCGGCUCACACAUUCACAGCAGCCUCUCUGCCACCCCCCUCCCGGGCGCUUCUUCAGUCGACCGUUGGGAAAAGGCGGCGGCCGCCACGGCGGUUCUGACGUCGAUACAAGAAUUCGAGCAUAUCCUGUCCCCCCUCUCCUUCCUCCUUUUCCUCAAAAAGCUGUGGCAGAUCGACUCGCUCGAUGCCCUGCAUCGCUUCCUGACUGAUGACCCGCGACUGCUGCUUGCACCGACCCGCGAGGAGCUUCGGCUGGCUGCUGAGAACGGCGAGGAGCUGCCCUCCGAUGAUGCCGUGCGCCUAGCGCCCAACUCCCCCUUUGGUAACUUUGUGCGGCGCGCCCAACUCGAGUUCUCGCGUCUCUCGUUCCAAAAGGCCACGGAGCUGUGGGCUGGCUUUGUCAAGUACCGUCAACCCACGGCGGCUGCCUAUUGGACGCGAAGAAACUCGGGGAUUGGCGGCCUCGCCUUUGACAGCGUGCUGCUGGCCGGCCAGCAUGAGUGGGGCCCCGCCGUGCACGACGUCGCCCAAGUCGUCUACGGCGGCCUGGGUCGCCAUCUCCAAGGAGGCCCUCCCGGCCUGGGUCGCCAUCUCCAAGGAGGCCCUCCCGACGCCAGCACAGAGGACAUUGAGUUUCUGCUCGAGUUUCAGGUCAACCAGAUACAAACAUAUGGCUGCCGCAUACCUCCAGCUGUUGAGCGGCAUUAUCGAGAACUGCUCGCUGGAAGUGCCAUGAUCCCCAGCUUGUCACACUACGUCAGUUUCCUAGAAGCAUGGAGAUCGGGCGACUACCCAACAUCCUUCGACUACCUUCACCGUUAUUUUGACUACACAAUGCAGAACAGGGAUCGUCUCUUUUACCAGUAUGCGUUGCUGAACCUGGCGAUUCUGCAGGCCGACUUUGGCAGCCACAAAGAGGCCGUCUUGACCAUGCUGGAGACGGUGUCGACUGCGAGAGAAAACAGGGACGACGCCUGCCUCAACUUCUCUCUCAACUGGCUCUUCCAGUUUGGCCGAGCUCGUCCACAGCUUGUGCGCGAUCUCGAGUCGGGCAGUAUGCUAGGAGUCGGCAAAGAGACUCUAAGUUUCCUACGCGUCAAGGCCAAGGAGGUCAACUGCUGGCCCCUCUGGAGCUCCGCUCUGCUCAGCGAGGCCAAGCUGUCUCUCUGCAAUGGUGAAAGCAUUGCCACGGCCGUCAAGUUUAUCAUGGCCAGCUCGCGCAUAGUUGUCGAGCACAACCUUUGGGGCGCCAUGGGCGCCCAGCUGUCCCUCACGACCGCUCUCUGGGACCGCCUAGGGCUCGCGUUCCUAUCCCGCACCAUGUGCGAAGUCUUCUUGCGCGUCCAUGCCCGCGGUGCCAUGUUCGAAGACGAGCUCAAGGUCACUUGCUGUCUCGCGGGCCUGCUCGUCGCUCGCGGUCACUAUGACGAGGCCAUUGCGCGUUUGGAUGCCCUCGAUCGUGACCCCCUCCGCUCGUGGAAGGUGGGCCGACACUGGUCGCGCUUCCGCGGACUCAUCCGUCUCCGCCGUGAAUUGCAUCGCGGUGACCUCGACGCUGCCGAUCACUUUAUUUCUCAGCUGGUGCAGUCGUCAAAGCCAGACGAAAACGAGCCCGACAUGACCUUUAUCGUCGAUUCACUACACGUCGAAGCUCUGACGCGCCGUGGCGAGCUUGCCGCCGCCCUGGAAAUGACCAAUGUCAGACUUGGCGAGCAACGCGAUCAGGGCCGUGAUGUCUGCUUGCGCGUGCGCCUGCUGCUCGCCCGAGCCGGUUUGCACGACCGCGCCGGUCGCUCGCGCAAGGGCUUUGUACUUGCACUACGUGCUGCCUCGGCUGCCUGGCGCGCCCGCCUGUUGCCUGCGCUCUGGCUUUCUCUGGGCUCGCUGGCCAAUAUCCUCGUUUCGCUUGGCGAAUUCUCCGAGGCGGCUAGACUGCUCGGCGAGAUCAUCCCCCGCGCCCUCGAGUGCGACGCCGCUUUCAUGGCUGGAACGCUGUACCUGACGCUCGGUGACGCCUUUACGGGGCUGGCUGGCGAGCUUUCCGAGGGCGCACUUCUUCUCACAGCACACAUGUGUCCAUCCGUCCACCCGGGGCAAGAGUCGUCAACCGCAGGGGGCCGGCCGGACACGCGUGUAGGUGCAGAGAGCGUCACCUUGUUGCCAACCCUCAGCACGACAACUCUAGCCGGCAGCAAGCAGUCACGAACCAAAGAACAGCAGAUGCUGGAGCUAUCGGCGAGCGCAGCCGAGGCGUUUGAGCGUGCGUAUUCUUGCUUUGAGGCUAUUGAGGACACGGUGAAGCAGUGCGAGACGCGUGCCAAACAGGCCACCAUUAUGAGGAUGGUCGGUGACCAAGGGCGGGCCGAAGACUAUGCUUCCAAGUACCUUGUAUUGCGGGCGACAGGGAGGUGAACGGGGGGAUGGUGAGGAGAGUACGGAGCCGUAUUGCAAGGGAAAUAUUGUAGGAGUGAGGGUGGGUGCAGUUGGUGUAAUCGGUGCAGUCGGUGCACGCGGUCGGUAUAAUCGGUGCAUGCGGUGCAGAUUGGUGCACGCUGUCGGUACUAGGUGAGGAUGGCGCCGAGAGAUGAACAAUGAAAUUGCAUUGCUUUCCUGCUCCCAUACUUGAAGCCCGGACGCCGCUCUGGACACGCCAGGACAGCCGUGG
Messenger RNA from Gaeumannomyces tritici R3-111a-1, 2787 nucleotides. RefSeq names its product anaphase-promoting complex protein. Gene Ontology annotation, molecular function: protein binding. Gene Ontology annotation, cellular component: anaphase-promoting complex. The transcript is spliced from 3 exons. Gene Ontology annotation, biological process: anaphase-promoting complex-dependent catabolic process; protein K11-linked ubiquitination; positive regulation of mitotic metaphase/anaphase transition. Bases 21 to 2534 code for a protein of 837 amino acids. NCBI's taxonomy places the organism in Eukaryota, Fungi, Ascomycota, Sordariomycetes, Magnaporthales, Magnaporthaceae. The record is from RefSeq and is a predicted model, not a curated record.